Messenger RNA from Aedes albopictus (Asian tiger mosquito), 4328 nucleotides. RefSeq names its product RING finger protein unkempt (gene unk). The transcript has 11 exons. Lineage: Eukaryota; Metazoa; Arthropoda; Insecta; Diptera; Culicidae. Gene Ontology annotation, molecular function: metal ion binding. The record is from RefSeq and is a predicted model, not a curated record. The coding region runs from base 94 to 2763 and encodes 889 amino acids.
CUAUCAGACGUUUGAUUUGCGUCAUUUGCACAACAACGCACCGAGGCGUCAUCUUGCGGCUUUGCAUCGAAGCUGAAAUAAACAAACCAUAAAAUGGCGUCGUCAGACCCGAAAGCAGCUUUGUUGAAUACCCAGACAGAAAAGCCAAAUCAUUACACAUACUUGAAAGAAUUCCGAGUGGAACAGUGCCCAUCGUUUCUGCAGCACAAAUGCAAUCAGCAUCGACCAUUCGUGUGCUUCAAUUGGCACUUUAUGAAUCAGAGACGCCGUCGGCCAGUGCGUCGACGGGAUGGUUCAUUUAACUACAGUGCCGAUAACUACUGCACCAAGUACGACGAAACUACCGGAAUAUGCCCAGAUGGAGACGAUUGUCCGUUUUUACAUCGCACGGCAGGCGACACUGAGAGGCGAUACCACCUACGCUACUACAAAACAUGCAUGUGCGUUCACGAUACCGAUGCACGUGGGUAUUGCGUCAAAAAUGGUCAUCACUGUGCAUUCGCCCACGGCAUCCACGAUCAGCGGCCGCCAGUGUACGACAUCAAAGAGCUGGAGGCCAUGCAAGCGGCCGAAGCUAGCGGUGAAUCCAUGAACGGACCCAAUGUAUUGGAUAAGGAACGCAAUCUGAUGAAUGAAGAUCCAAAGUGGCAAGACACAAACUAUGUCCUGGCCAACUACAAGACAGAGCCAUGCAAAAGGCCCCCGAGGCUCUGCAGACAGGGCUACGCAUGUCCACAGUACCACAACAGUAAGGACAAAAGACGCAGUCCCAGAAAAUAUAAGUACAGAUCUACACCAUGCCCUAGCGUAAAACAUGGUGAGGAAUGGGGUGAACCGGCUAACUGCGAAGCCGGUGACAAUUGUCAGUACUGCCACACUCGUACUGAGCAACAAUUUCACCCGGAGAUAUACAAAUCCACUAAAUGUAACGACGUUCAGCAAGCUGGAUACUGUCCUCGGUCCGUUUUCUGCGCAUUCGCUCACGUUGAACCUUAUGUCCUUACCGAAGAAAUAUCGUCUCGCGAUCUAGAUAGCCAAGCACUUGCCCUUAGCGAUAUGAUAUCUUCGGUUUUGCCUCCCGACAGUGGUGGGGGAGGCGGAGGAGGUGGACUCGGUUGUUCCCUCAGUAAGAAGGACAAACACGAGCUAGCGGUGAGUGUACUAAGCUAUCUAGACGGAGGACGGCAGGAGAAUCUACCAUUUGAACUUGAACCGCAGAAUUUUCAAUCGUUCUUCCAGCUGCUGCAGAAUGGUAGCGCAGAAAGUAGCGAAUCGGCAAGCACCAGCAGUAUCGGCUCUAAUCAUAGUUCCCACAACAAAGCACCUGGUUCACAGCUACAACAAAAGCAUAAUAAUAGUAGUCUCCUAGGCGUCGUAACAUCCACCAACUGCAAUGGCGGUGGUAGCGUCAGCAAUCAAGCCAACAACAGUCUCGGUAGCUUACAAUCAACGCUGUUCAGCAAUGGCGGUGGUACCGCUGCUAGCUCACUGCUGUCGAACAGCUUUCCGGACUUUACACCGGAGAUUCGGGCACAGAUGCUUGCGAUUGACAACGAUCUCACAAUGAGCCCACUAGAGAAAGAACAACGGAAACGUAUGUGUUUAACAUUCAACAUUAGGAAUAUAGCAUCUUCAUUAGACGGAGGAGUUUAUGAUAUGACGCGACGUGAUACCAUUCAUGGACUAGACAAUUCAAUUUCAGCUGGGAUAGCAUCCUCUGGUUUGCUGGCAAGCAGUUCAGCGCCGGUAAACAUUCCCGGCUCUCCCAUGGGAAAUUCCAUAUCCGGUCUUCUCCAAGGUACAUCGGCACCGGUUAACAUUCCUGGUAGUUCAUUGGGUAACAACUUCAGCCCCUCGUCGCAUUCUAAUCUUUUCGGCAUGAACGAUAACAUGUUCGGCAAUAGCGCAACACAUCACAUUGGCAGUAGUUCGGCGCCAAAACUAGCCACUUCCUUCGGUCACAGCAACGCCGAUAGUCUCUUCUUUCAGUCACACAUUAUCUCGCCAGUGCUGACCGGCGGCGACGGUGGUCUUUCAGCUAGUCCGGAACUUAGUCGAAUAUCGGAGCUCAAUUCGCUCAAUAACGAACUGAGCAACAACAACACCAGCCUGUUGUUCGAUAACCACAUGCAGCAGGCUGCUGUCGCGGCGGCUCAACAGCAGCAGCAGCAACAGCAACAGGUCCAACAGCAGCAACAGGCAGCGGCAGUUGCUGCGAUUGCCGCAGCGGCUAAGAGUUCCAAUGCUAACCAUCCGUAUUCAAUGUCUCCGCUGGUGGCUUCCGGUAUGGAACGAUUACGGGACGAACUGGCCAACAAGAAUGCACAAAUGAUCAACUGGGAGGAGCAGGUCAUGCAGGCAUCCAAUGCCUGCGAAGCAUGGAAAGCGCAGAUGGAGGAAAGCAAUAGGAAGACCGUGUUGGCUGAACAACAACGAGACGAAGCUCUAUCGCACGUCAAAGCCCUCAAAGAAAAGCUAGAACAGGUGAACAUUAGUAGCAACAGUACAAGCAACUACCGGGCAAGUGAUCUUCGCGGACUGCCCUUGCCGAAGUUGAAAAACAUACAGGCAAAACUGCGCGCCGAAAUCGAAGAGGUUGAAAAGGUUCUCUACCUUGAAACCGCAACCAAGUGCAUGAAGUGUGAGGAAAACAAUCGAUCGGUGACGCUAGUGCCGUGCAAUCACUACGUGUUGUGCGAUGCCUGCGCGGCGACACAGCGCGAGUGUCCCUACUGUCAAACGCCGGUCACGUCGCAAGCGUAAGCAAGCAGUGUUUCUCAACCACCCAAGUGAGAGCACCCAAUCUGUGUCAAUCAACACACUCUAGCAUGAACACAAUCGCACCUCGAUAUAGUUACAAAUAUGAAAUGUGAAAAGCUGCUACUACCCCGUGGCCCUUACAUUUACCAUGUGGUCAUAAGCUACUACUACUUCUAACAACAACAAAAACCUGCAUCGCGCAUCAUAGAAACCGGCAAGUAGUCUAGCGUUACUCAUCAUGGGCAAAGUCAGUUUGUCCAGAGUCUACCUAGAGGUCAUACACAAACAACCCAAUGUAUUUAUGUUUUGUUUUGUUUUUUAAUAAUGCCGACAGUUUCGUCUAAAUCCAGUUAAAACACAGUGAUAUUUUAUGACCACAUUAAACAACAGCCUACUACGAUUUAGGACAGAUUAAAAUAAAAUAGUGACGUGAGGCUCACUUUAAACAGCGCAUGGUCUGCAAAAUGUGGCAGCAGCAAAACGAAACGGGAAGAUCAGUUUUAGUAGUAUCUCUAUCCUAAUUAUAGGGUAAUCAUAUACACAUCUUUUACAUUUUUAUACGUUUGAACCUGUUAAACCUUCAAACUCAACAAUCAACAACCGUUGAAACGAAUGCAAAAAAUAGUGGCACAUCGCCACCCGGCACAGGGAUUUAUUUUCCUUAUCCCCACGGAGAUGAAAGGAAUUCAGAUUAUAUAUCGUUUAUAUUGAUUAGUAGUUUUUUUUACUUAGAUAACAAUCUAUUAUGUACAAUAGAGAGAAAAAGCAACAUUCGAUUUAUUUGCUUAAAUACUAGGACGCGAAUGGUAUUUCGCUACAUUAUGUAAAGAUUGCAUUUUUUACUUUCAAAAAAUUAGACAAACAAAUAAACAAUGGACUACGCGCAGAAACAGUGAGACCCAGGUAGGUACCGAGAGAACUUUAUAUUAUUAUUAUAAAAACAAAAAACAAAAGUGAGGAUAUGUAUUUAUAAUUUAUUUUCGCGAUAUAAUUUAACUGCUAGGAUAACCCAAUUUGUUUUUGUUUAAUUGCCUCUAGCAACUUUAUUACUAGUUUUUGGCUAGCGCGAUCGAAGGAAGAUGGAAGGAAUUGAGCGUGAGCAGGGCAAACAAAUCAGUGAGCGUCGGUCGGAUACGCUAGGCAAAAACGUGUUAGAAUCAAUUCACGUAUUCCUUAUUAUUCUCUUAACACGAAGAAAACAAGAACUAUUAUUAUGUAUGGCUGAAACAAAUGAACUAAACAAAUAUUAUUAUUCUCAUAUAAUUAUAUUUUGAUAGGUAGAAAACUAAAUGACUAAAUGAUGAAAGCUGAUUUGUAGGAGGCAAUCUUAGGCGAGGAGAGAGCAUAUACGUGUAGAAGCGAGAUUUAUACAAAAUUCUUUUUUACACAUUGAAAUUUUUUGUCUGCACCUUCAGUAUACACAUGUACCAGUUCAAAAAUAGUUAUCUAAAAAACCGAAUCGAAGAGAACCAUGUUUUGGGUUAUCUUUCCUCUCUAACGAAUCAAGCUAUAUGUUGAAAUUGAAAACUAGAUUGAUUUUAUAAUUAUAACCAUCACAGAAACAUAAA